Molecule: messenger RNA, 807 nt
Organism: Paracoccidioides brasiliensis Pb18
Product: CDP-diacylglycerol-serine O-phosphatidyltransferase
Exons: 4
Coding region: 1-807 (268 amino acids)
Biological process (GO): phospholipid biosynthetic process
Cellular component (GO): membrane
Molecular function (GO): phosphotransferase activity, for other substituted phosphate groups
Source: RefSeq, a predicted model, not a curated record
AUGUCGAGAAGAAGCUCCGCCGCUCCCAGCCCUGCUGGCAGCGAUGCUCCCAGCAACGAUACAAACAGCAAGGACCGUGUAAUAGACAAGCAGAAAAUGCUGCUCUCGGCAGACUCGGGCCACUUCAGCUUGCUCAGGGCGCUACAUCUGGCCGAUCUUGUUACCGAAUUGAAUGUCAUGUCUGUCUUCUCAUCGAUGCGAUACUGUCUAGGCGAGUCGACCCAAUAUAGGGAUCUUUGGAUAGCCCUGUCAUUCAUGCCAUUUGGUCUCUUCUUCGAUUUUAUGGACGGAAAAAUUGCCCGGUGGCGACGAAAAGCGUCAAUGAUGGGCCAAGAACUCGAUUCUUUAGCUGACCUGGUAAUACCAAAACUACAAUACAUGCAUGAUCGCCAUGUUUUGCUGAACUCCCCAUCUAACAAUCUUUCUUCAAUCUACAAGGUCUCCUUCGGCAUCGCUCCCGCUGCCGCCGCCUUCGCAAUCGGCAUGCGCAGCCCCCUGGACCACAUAUUCCUCACAUUCUUCGUCCUAUGCGGCCUUACCCGACUUGCCCGCUUCAAUGUGACCGUCGCCACUCUGCCCAAGGAUACAUCGGGCAAAGCGCAGUAUUUCGAAGGCACGCCGAUUCCGACGACACUGGCGAUUGCGGCGCUGAUGGCGUAUUGGGUGUCGCAGGAUUGGAUUCUGGGGGAAAUACCGUUUGGCGUGGUGGGUGCCGGUUCACUAUUGGAAUUUCACCCGGCUGUUGGUUUGUUUGUGGUUCAUGGUUGUUUGAUGGUUAGUAGGACGAUACAUAUUCCGAAACUGUGA